Diaporthe batatas is the source of this 1714-nucleotide messenger RNA. RefSeq lists its product as uncharacterized. NCBI's taxonomy places the organism in Eukaryota, Fungi, Ascomycota, Sordariomycetes, Diaporthales, Diaporthaceae. The transcript has a single exon. The record is from RefSeq and is a predicted model, not a curated record. The coding region runs from base 365 to 1714 and encodes 449 amino acids.
CCCCAUCCCAAGGGCGGCCAGGCCGACAGCUCUUGUCAACUCAAUUAGCAAACAAAUGUUUCUUGUCCAGAUUUGACCUGGCGACACUUUUUUUUCUUUCUUUUUUUUACACCGCUCGACACCCAAACACCAGCCUCGAACCAUUCCAUUCGCCAAACAACCAUCGUUUCCAAAGGCACCACCGUGCUUGCCUGCACAAUAUCCAAUCCUGCCUUCCUUGUACCGCCCACAUCGAAGCUGUGAGGAGUGACUUUUGGAAACAGCCGCCCGACAACCCGAGCGUGUUCGUUGGGGCGGAGCUGGCUGGCAGGCAGGCAGGCCGGUGGCCCAUUGACCCGCUCACGAAGGGUUCAUCGCGAUAGACAUGCCGCGCGAGCCAGGCGAGGAAGAUCCGAGGGCGCCGUACGGCGACGGGGAGGGGAGCCAUGGCCGUGGCCGUGGCGCAGGACGGGGGGAGUGGACGAGGACCCGGUCGAGGUCGAGGUCAAGAUCACCCAGGAGACGGCCUGCCGCCGAGGACUUUUACCGCGUGAGGGCGUCGCCUGAACGCCACCAUGACAGCGACGGCCACGGCCACGGCCACGACCGGCACGGGAAACACCGACACCACCAUCACCGCGCGCGAGACGCAUCCCCCGCGGACGAGGACCGAAAGCGGCACCGUCACCACAGGCACAAGCGCCACCACCACCACCGAGACAAACCAACCCCAAAACCAACAACAACAACAACCGCCCCAGCCACCCUCCCCUACGGCGCGCGCCCCCUGUCCUACAAGCACGACCUCGCCGCCUUCACGCCGCUGUUCGCGUACUACCUCGACGUGCAGAAGAGCCUGGACCUGUACGCGCUGGACGGAGGGGCGCGGGGCGCCGAGGCGCGCGGGAGGUGGAAGAGCUUCGUGGGCAAGUGGAACCGCGGGGAGCUGGCCGAGGGGUGGUACGACCCGGAGAUGUUUGAGCGGGUGGCGCGGGAGGCGCCCGCGGGUGCGGGUGCGGGGCACGAUCACGAUGAUCACGACGGUGCGCGGGAGGGGGCCGGCAGGGGUGAUGGCGAGAGGGAAGGGGGCCGACGAGGAGAGGGGGGAUACUCACCCGCCUCUGACGGCGCCGAUGGUGACGGUGGGCGACAGCCCGUGCACAGCAGCAGCAACAACAACAACAACAGCGGCAACGACUCGGACUCAGACUACGGCCCCCCACCGCCCCCAGGCCGAUCCCCCUCAGCCCCCGGGCCCGGCGCCCGCAAGGGGCCCGGCAUCCCGACCCUCACGGACCUAGCCCUCCAGCGCGAGUCGGCCGCCUCGGAGCGCUCGUCGCACAUCCAGGACCUGCGCGGCGCGCGCAGGGCCGACCGCGCCCUGCAGAGGGAGCGGCUGGAGGAGCUGGCGCCGCGCGCGGACCCGGGGACGCGCGAGCGGCGUCUGGAGAAGCGGGCGGCGGCGAACGAGAAGAUGAAGGGGUACCGUGAUGGUGCGGCGGGGGAGGUGGAGGACGUCGGGGACGGGGACCUCAUGGGCGGCGGGGACUCGGUGGCGGAGCUGCGGCGGGCGAGGGCGGCCUCCCAGCGCAGGAAGACGGAGCGGGAGCUGCGGCGGGAGGCGGAGGCGCGGGCGAGGGAGGAGGAGAGGCUCGAGCGGCUGAGGGAGUGGAGGGAGCGGGAGGAGGAGAAGCUGAGGGGGCUGAAGGAGCUUGCUAGGGCGCGGUUUGGGUAG